GUUGCAAAGUUGAAGCUUGGCACUGUAUAGAAAGUAUAGUAUAACAGAGGAAAGGGGUCAUCGUCGCCAUGUUUUCUGUCAGGAGGCGACAAACUCGGUCUGCACGAAGUCACGGAAGAAUAACGCCGAGUCACACAGAGGGUGACGGGUACCUGGCCUUCCUGACGAGUCGACCGUUGUUGGUCAUCGGAUUGUGUCUGGUGUUCGUUAUCGUAUACACUAUAGCACUGACGUUGGGGAUGGUAAUGGCGAUCCAGGACCACAACCACGGCCACGCCACCAGACCAAUGACCAGCGGUCAAGGUGCUGUUGUGUCUGACCAUGAGACAUGUUCAGAAAUAGGCAGAGACACUUUCACUAAAGGAGGAUCCGCCGUGGACGCUGCCAUAGCCACUCUCCUUUGUUCUGGACUCAUGUCUCCUCACAGCAUGGGAAUUGGGGGAGGCAACUUCAUGGUGAUAUAUGAUGCUGAGACAAAGAAAGCACAAACCAUAAACGCCCGCGAGACGGCGCCUCGGGGACUUACCCUGGAGCUAAACACACAGACCGGACAGAAUCAAAAGGCGUUGUCAAUCGGAGUUCCGGGAGAGGUCAUGGGCUACUGGGAGGCUCACCGGAAGUAUGGACGACUUCCGUGGAAAGACUUGUUCCGUCCCGCUAUAGAACUAGCCGAGAAUGGUCAUUACCUGGCGCACACUCCACGAUUAUGUUUUGAUUAUCUACUCCGUGAGAACAUCGAUUUAUCUCAAGAUUCAGAAUUCUGUAAAGUAUACUGCGAUGACACCGGUAAAAUAGCACCAGAAGGAGCCCUCCUCAAAAGGCCUCGCCUGGCGAAAACCUUACGAGGGAUCGCAGACCAUGGGCCAGCUUACUUACAUGAGGGACCCGUGGCAGAUACUAUUGUUCGUGAAAUACAGUCAAAAGGCGGUGUUAUCACAAAGAAAGACCUAGCAGAAUAUGUUCCUGUUGUGGAUGAAGGAAUUUCCGUAGAUCUCGGUGACGUCACAUUAUUGACUAUGGGCGCACCGAGUGGAGGGCCUGUUCUUGGCCUCAUUAUGAACAUCCUGCAGGGUUUAAAGUUAUCAACGGAAUCAUCCAAAGAAAAAUACGCUCAAACAUUACACGUUAUGACAGAAGCUAUAAAGUUUGCAUUUGGACAAAGGUGGCAGUUGGGAGAUCCAGCUUUUGUGCCAAAGAUGACAGAGAUAGUCACCAAAAUGACGUCAGAAGCUUUUGCUGAUGACCUGAGAAGCAAGCUGGAUCAUCACGAAACUCACGAUUCGUCAUAUUACACAAACAAGUCAUUCCAGGCAUACGACCAUGGCACUGCGCAUGUUUCUGUAUUAGCCCCGGAUGGAAGCGCCGUUGCGGUUACGAGUAGCAUUGAUUAUUUUUAUGGAUCGACAAUUAUGUCCGAAUCUACAGGAAUCAUUUGGAACAACGAAAUGACAGAUUUUUCCAAGGAUAAUCCGCGAAAUCAGGUUCAGCCUGGAAAACGUCCUCUUUCCUCCAUGGUACCUUCUAUAUUUGUGGACAAAUCGGGUCACGUGAGACUCGUCAUAGGGGGCGCUGGUGGUAUGUCCAUUACGCCAGUAGUAGCCGAGGUAUCUACUCAUGUACUGUAUUUAGGUGAUAGCCUUUCUAAAGCCAUGCGACGCAAACGGUUCUUUCAUCAGCUUGAAAAGAAUGUGUUAAUCUAUGAGAAAGGAUUCCCACAGGAUAUUCUCCAGUCCCUCUCUGGGGAUUUCGGACAUGAUGUAGCCCAAUACCCUGGAAGAUACAUAGCAGUUUUACAAGCAAUAGAGCGGCAUCCUGUCACAGGGCAAAUAACCGAGUUCCCAGAUGCACGAAAAAUAUAUUUCUAGAUCUAGCUAAUAUGAAUUUAUAUAAUUUAUUAUUUAUUGCAUUAUUUAGCAGAGGGCAUUUGAUGGACAAUCGUGCCGUCCAAUAUAAACAUAAAGAUAUAUGAUAUUCACAAUGAAUAUACAAAUAUCACUGUCGAAACACUGUCGUGACGUCAUGUACAAGUGACGUCAAACUUUUGUACCGGACAUAACGCUAUGGUCUAAAUAGUGAAAAUAUGUCAUCCAUGAUCGCCUCGAUAUAGAAGGCAAACAUUGCAGAUAAAUAUUUUAUCAUGUUUCCUUAUUUAAAAAAAAUGUAUAUAAUAUACACAAUAGCAAGUGUUGAUGUAAUAUUGAAUUUAUCAAACUCGAUCGUGAGUUUAAUGACACUCGCCCGAAGUCUAUUACAUUGUAUUUUAUCAUACAAUUGAUGAACUCGUUCAAUAAAUUUAAUAAUUACAUGAACACCCGUGGUUUUCUAUGUUCAAAUAAAUCAGCUAUUGGCAUUUUAUAACAUUCAAUGAAAUGGAAUAUGCUUCAAUUUCCGUAACUAUUUGGUAUACAAAUGUACAUGAAUAUCUAGUUUUCGAAUUUUAUUUCGCCGAAUUCAUCGAUGUUAGACUGUACAUCUCCAAUCCUGUAUAAACAAAUGUAUGUUUGUGUAGAUUAACGAUAAUAUCAACAGCAUUAUGGCUUAAAGUUAUUAAAUUUUGACUGGCUUCUCAAUCUAAAAUUUGAUAAUGUUUAGCAUACAUUUUAACCUAUGAACCGAAUAGCUCUCGGGAAUAAAGAAACUGAACUUAAAUUCGUAUAGCAGGUGUCGCCGAUGAAUCUUACCAUUCCAGAUCAUAUUACCUUAUUCGCAGUGCGCACGCUCAUUGGCCGCCAUUUAAUUUAAUUUCUGUUCAUAUUUUCCCUCUCUAUUUAUUGAUUACGAGUUAAAAUUACGACUUAAAUAUGUCGGCAUGUUUUGUUUGUGUUUUUAUUUUGUUUUUGUGUUGAUUUGUGUUUUUUUUAUCCUGCUCAUUUUGAAAUGUACAGUAUGUUUACUUCAACUUCUAUACAACAAUGUAUUUUUCUUUUGUUUUGCGGUGUGUUCAUUUUUUUUAAUGUUUAAAUUUGCCCUGAUUGCCUUCCUGAUGUUUAGAAAUUAGUAUAACUACUGGUUUAUCAUGUACGUGAUUACUUACACAAGACAGUAUUCCCUUUCAUCGGUUUAUAACUGUCAGUCCUUCAAGUGUUCAUAAUUAGAUUAUAUACAUCCAGUGUUUCCUUUAAUCGUUUACAACCUGCAAAUACUUGUUUUCUCUGACCUUGGUUUAUUGGUAACCCGCAGUCUUGUUUGUAAAUUUUGUAGUUCAUUUUGUACAUGUACAUUGUAAAAUAUUUCUCCAUUAAAAUAUAUGAAUCAA
Pecten maximus is the source of this 3256-nucleotide messenger RNA. RefSeq names its product glutathione hydrolase 1 proenzyme-like. Gene Ontology annotation, biological process: glutathione catabolic process. The transcript has 13 exons. Lineage: Eukaryota; Metazoa; Mollusca; Bivalvia; Pectinida; Pectinidae. Gene Ontology annotation, molecular function: glutathione gamma-glutamate hydrolase. The record is from RefSeq and is a predicted model, not a curated record. Bases 69 to 1865 code for a protein of 598 amino acids. Gene Ontology annotation, cellular component: plasma membrane.